GCCCUACGUUGUAUGCAUGUAAACAUUACAGCGUGUAGUGAGUAAGUCUAAAAUGGGGAAAAUUGGCAAAUUACAAAAGAGUAGAAAGCACAAGAAACUGAAGAACGUUGAUUCUGAAUAUUUCAAUGAGUCAAGAAGGAAAAAGCCUUCCAAUUUACCUCCAACAAAUGCUGAACAAGACAUUCCCAGGAAAGUGCAAACCAUAUCAAAAUUUAAAGGGAAAACACCCAGACAACUACAGAAAGAGUAUAUAAGAGAUAACAGCAAAUCAGGAAAGAAACAUGUUUACAUGGAGAGGGGGAUGACAAGACCACUAGCUGAACCUCCAAAAUUUGUUCAAGGAAAGAAAGAGAAGAAGAAAGAUUUCAUGAAGAGGGUGGAAGUGGAGACCAGGAAAGUCCUUCACCGUCACCAACUCUCUCAAAAGUUUAAGAUGGACAUGGAUGCCCUAGAAGCAGGAGAAAUUAAAAGAGACAAGAAAAAGAUGACUGAUGGCCAAAAAAAGAGAUUGCUGCAGAAGAAGCAAAAGAAGUCCGAGAAGAAGAGAAAGAAUUUUAAUGAGUUUGAUGAUUUUGAAGAUAAAGUGAAGUUCGGAGAAGUGGUCAAUGAGCCCCCUUCACUCUCGGCUCUACCCAGAAAAGCUGUGAGGGAGGAGUCUGUGCCUCGACCUGGGAAGAAAUCGCUACUUCUGAAGGAGAUCAUAGCAGAUAAUGCCUCAGUAACACCAUCAAGUGUUGGAUCGUCAUCCAAGCGUGAAAUCGGACAAUCAAUCAAGCGAAAACACCUGUCUAUGGCACAGCAAAGUAGAAUGGAUAUGGAAAGAGAGAAUGCAAUAAUGUUGUAUAGACAGCAAAAAAAGAGAAAAUUAAAGGAUUCCUGACCCAGUUCUUGGUUUUUGUGCUACAGCAAAGUUUGCCUGUCUGUUCUCCAAGCGUAGUACAUGUACAUCCUAAAGAUUUCAACCUAUCAGAAACAUAGGGAUGUAUAGUAUAUACCCAGUAUUUACCCAGUCAUCAAAUGUUGCACUGUAAAUGCUCUAAGCCAUGGGUCUAGAUCAAUUUUGCUAUGUUUUACAGAGAUCAGAUGUUCAACAUGGCUAGCAGGUGUGAGGCAAUCUAAUCUUUCUCCAUAAUGGUUACCGUCCAAUUCUUGGAAUGUGACACAGUUUUAUAUGCAAUGCUUGAUUUUAGAUUAAUUAUUUUAAAUCUCUGUCCAUCUGUUAAAAUCUUCUGCAUGAAUGUUUUACAACUCUGAUGGUUAUGCAAUGAAUUUUUUGGGAGUUCAAUUUGUUUUGGAUGACAAAUAUGUUUAUAGACUUAUAAUCUGUUGUCCAUCCCCACCCCCUUGUAUUAAAUAAAAUGUUUAUUAAGUGAA
This is a messenger RNA of Ostrea edulis (European flat oyster), 1374 nucleotides long. RefSeq names its product coiled-coil domain-containing protein 137-like. Lineage: Eukaryota; Metazoa; Mollusca; Bivalvia; Ostreida; Ostreidae. The transcript has 7 exons. The record is from RefSeq and is a predicted model, not a curated record. The coding region runs from base 53 to 880 and encodes 275 amino acids.